AUGCCCUCUGCACCUCUUGCAGGAGAAGUGGUCCGAUUCAGCAGCCCUCUCUUUAUGUACCGCCGUAUUGUGAAGAACGCCGCCCCCAAACCCCCUACCGUCUUCACCGCAAAAGAUAACAGCAAGACGGCUUUUCACGUCGUCACUCAGCGGCCAGGCUUCUCGGAUAAUCCCUACACCGUCAGUCGUUGGUAUUUAAAAGAGAAGGUGCACAGCAGUAAUAGAAACCGACUGGAGGGACUUUAUGAGUGUGUACUUUGUGCCUCAUGUACGGGAAGUUGUCCACAGUAUUGGUGGAAUCGAGAAGUAUUUCUCGGCCCGGCAGUUCUUCUGCAAUCGUAUCGUUGGUUGAUUGAGCCACUGGAUCGCGAUUACGACAGUCGUGUGAAGAUGUUUGAACACGGCCCAUUGGUGAACUUCUGUCAUAAUAUUUUCAAUUGCACUAUUACGUGUCCAAAGUUUCUUAAUCCUGGUUAUGCUUCCAAGGAAAUUAAACGAAUGGCAUCUCCCACAACCCCACGUGUGGGUCCUGCAUUGGAUGUGAAGGAUGAUUCGAAAGAAGCUAAAAAUGUGAACUGGAGACGAUGA
Molecule: messenger RNA, 588 nt
Organism: Trypanosoma theileri
Lineage: Eukaryota; Euglenozoa; Kinetoplastea; Trypanosomatida; Trypanosomatidae
Product: succinate dehydrogenase
Exons: 1
Coding region: 1-588 (195 amino acids)
Biological process (GO): aerobic respiration; respiratory electron transport chain
Molecular function (GO): iron-sulfur cluster binding
Source: RefSeq, a predicted model, not a curated record